Molecule: messenger RNA, 326 nt
Organism: Entamoeba invadens IP1
Lineage: Eukaryota; Evosea; Mastigamoebida; Endamoebidae
Exons: 2
Source: RefSeq, a predicted model, not a curated record
CUUAUUAUAACGAAGCCAACAAACUGUGUGUAAAAUGUCAAACUGGUUGUGUAGCAUGCAGUUCAAAUGGUGAUUGUAGUUCAUGUUUUGAUGGGUAUUAUUUAUCAUAUGGUAAUUAUUGUAAUGGAUAUUGUAAACAAUGUUUUGCAUGCUCUGAUAAAUGUUACAGAUGUGAAAACAACAAAUGCACAAUAUGCUAUCCUGGUUAUAAUCUCCGAGAAGAUGGGACGUGCACAGUAUGUGAAGCUUCUUGUAAAACAUGUAGCACAGCUAAUAAGUGCACUAAUGCUCAACAACAUCAGGUCAAUGUAAGAAAUGCAAAUUAA